GCCGCCGCCGCCGCCCCGCCCGCCCCCUGCGCGCCCCGAGCCCGGGGGAGGGGGCUCCGGCGCCCCCCGCUCCUUCCCCGCGUCCUGGGGGGCGCUCGGGGGGCGCCGAGGACUCCGGGGUCCCCGGGCCGCCGCCGUCCCCCCGCUUCUUCUUUCUCCGGGCAAUUUCCCUCCCCCCCCAAUACCCCCCUCCAGCCUCGGGGCUCCCCCCACCUCCCGAUAUUGUCAAGCUCCGGCGGCCUGGGGGUGCCUGUGGGAUCGGCAGGAUGUACCCCCAGGGGAGGCACCCGACCCCGCUGCAGUCGGGCCAGCCCUUCAAGUUCUCGAUCCUGGAGAUCUGCGACCGGAUCAAAGAGGAAUUCCAGUUUCUCCAGGCUCAGUACCACAGCCUCAAGCUGGAGUGUGAGAAGCUGGCUAGCGAGAAGACGGAAAUGCAGCGACAUUAUGUCAUGUACUACGAGAUGUCCUAUGGACUUAACAUUGAGAUGCAUAAGCAGGCUGAGAUUGUGAAACGCCUCAGUGGAAUCUGUGCCCAGAUUAUUCCCUUCCUGACCCAGGAGCACCAGCAGCAGGUGCUGCAGGCUGUAGAGCGAGCCAAGCAGGUCACUGUCGGGGAGCUGAACAGCCUCAUUGGGCAGCAGCAGCUCCAGCCGCUGUCCCACCAUGCUCCCCCGGUACCCCUCACCCCUCGCCCAGCUGGGCUGGUGGGGGGCAGCGCCACGGGCCUGCUCACCCUGUCCGGAGCACUGGCAGCCCAGGCGCAGCUGGCGGCUGCCGCGAAGGAGGAGCGGGCUGGCGUGGAGGCCGAGGGGGCCCGAGUGGAGAGAGCCCCAAGCCGGAGCGUGUCACCCUCACCCCCCGAAAGUCUGGUGGAGGAGGAGAGACCCGGUGGUCCAGGAGGCAACGGGAAGCAGAGAGCAGAAGAGAAGGAACUUUCAGUGCCCUAUGAGAGCGACGAAGACAAGAGUGACUACAACUUGGUGGUGGAUGAGGACCAGCCCUCGGAGCCCCCGAGCCCGGCCACCACCCCCUGUGGCAAGGCCUCUAUCUGCGUCCCCACCCGGCGGGACCUGGUGGACAGCCCGGCCUCCUUGGCUUCCAGCCUUGGCUCCCCGCUCCCCAGAGCCAAGGAACUCGCCAUGAACGAUCUUCCCGCCAGCACCCCAGCCUCCAAGUCCUGUGACUCUUCCCCACCCCAGGAUGCCUCCACCCCCGGGCCCAGCUCAGCCAGUCACCUCCGCCCACUCACUGCCAAACCUACGCCAUCCACGGACAGUGUUGCUCUGAGGAGCCCCCUGAGCCUGUCCAGCCCCUUCACCACAUCCUUCAGCCUGGGUUCCCACAGCACCCUCAACGGGGACCUCUCCAUGCCCAGCUCCUACGUCAGCCUCCAUCUGUCCCCCCAGGUCAGCGGCUCUGUGGUGUAUGGACGUUCCCCCAUGAUGGCUUUUGAAUCGCACCCACAUCUCCGCAGCUCGUCCAUCUCUUCCUCGCUGCCCAGCAUCCCUGGGGGAAAGCCGGCCUACUCCUUCCACGUGUCUGCCGAUGGGCAGAUGCAGCCCGUGCCCUUCCCCUCGGACGCCCUGGUGGGCGCAGGCAUCCCGCGGCACGCCCGGCAGCUGCACACGCUGGCGCACGGCGAGGUGGUCUGCGCCGUCACCAUCAGCGGCUCCACGCAGCACGUGUACACGGGCGGCAAGGGCUGCGUGAAGGUGUGGGACGUGGGCCAGCCCGGCGCCAAAACCCCCGUGGCCCAGCUUGACUGCCUGAACCGGGACAACUACAUCCGCUCCUGCAAGCUGCUGCCCGACGGCCGGAGUCUGAUCGUGGGCGGCGAGGCCAGCACCCUGUCCAUCUGGGACCUGGCGGCGCCCACCCCCCGCAUCAAGGCCGAGCUGACCUCCUCGGCCCCCGCCUGCUACGCCCUGGCAGUCAGCCCUGACGCCAAGGUCUGCUUUUCUUGCUGCAGCGACGGCAACAUCGUGGUCUGGGACCUGCAGAACCAGACCAUGGUCAGGCAGUUCCAGGGCCACACGGAUGGUGCCAGCUGCAUCGACAUUUCUGAUUACGGCACCCGGCUGUGGACAGGGGGCCUGGACAACACUGUGCGCUGCUGGGACCUGCGGGAGGGCCGCCAGCUGCAGCAGCACGACUUUAGCUCCCAGAUUUUUUCCCUGGGCCAUUGCCCUAACCAGGACUGGUUAGCUGUGGGCAUGGAAAGCAGCAAUGUGGAGAUAUUGCACGUCCGAAAGCCGGAGAAAUAUCAGCUGCACCUCCAUGAGAGCUGUGUGCUCUCCCUCAAGUUCGCCUCCUGCGGGCGGUGGUUCGUGAGCACCGGGAAGGACAAUCUGCUUAAUGCCUGGAGGACGCCGUACGGAGCCAGCAUUUUCCAGUCCAAGGAAUCCUCCUCCGUCCUGAGCUGUGACAUCUCCGGGAAUAACAAAUACAUCGUGACAGGCUCGGGGGACAAGAAGGCCACCGUGUAUGAGGUGGUCUACUGAGAACCCCCCCCUCUUCCUGCCACACGAGCUCGACUCCUGGGGGAGAGACUUGGGGUUCAGAGACCCCCGGCAGCCCCCUCUCAGCCAUACCUCUGAGCGCUACAUUCCAUCUGCUCUCUUUCUGGCGCCUUCCCAUCUUCCCCUGCGGCUGUGAGGACAGAUGGGUGGGGGCGGGGCUUUGGGGAAAUAAAUGUAUUUAUCACAA
Choloepus didactylus (southern two-toed sloth) is the source of this 2706-nucleotide messenger RNA. RefSeq names its product TLE family member 2, transcriptional corepressor (gene TLE2). Gene Ontology annotation, cellular component: transcription regulator complex; nucleus. Gene Ontology annotation, molecular function: transcription corepressor activity; protein binding. Bases 267 to 2501 code for a protein of 744 amino acids. Gene Ontology annotation, biological process: negative regulation of canonical Wnt signaling pathway; regulation of DNA-templated transcription. Lineage: Eukaryota; Metazoa; Chordata; Mammalia; Pilosa; Megalonychidae. The record is from RefSeq and is a predicted model, not a curated record. The transcript has 20 exons.